Cuscuta epithymum is the source of this 2455-nucleotide messenger RNA. Lineage: Eukaryota; Viridiplantae; Streptophyta; Magnoliopsida; Solanales; Convolvulaceae. The record is from the annotation of a GenBank genome assembly.
AAAGAAUUUCUAAAGUACCAUUUCGGGCCGGUGCUGGGCUCAUAGACGGGGUGAGGUUUAUAUUUUAUAAUUAUAAUUUUGUUUUCGUCGGCAAAGAACUCCGGUACUCGAAUCCCUACGAGCUUUAACUUUAACACCAGUGCUGCAGCAUCAGUGCAAUCAAUGGAUGCCGAGCUAUUCUAACUCGUAUUAAUUUACUUCACUCAGUUAGAGUUUCCGACCUGUUUCUUAUUUAGAGUGGAGCAAGAUGAAGAAAAGGAACCCACUUGUCUACUUUGAAGUGUCAUUUGAUGGAGCACCAUCACAAAGGAUUGUUAUGGAGUUGUUUUCUGACAUUGUUCCUAGGACAGCUGAAAACUUUCGGGCACUCUGCACUGGUGAGAAAGGUGUUGGAGUUUCAACCGGAAAACCUCUUCAUUACAAGGGUUGCAUAUUUCACCGCAUAAUCAAGGGGUUUAUGGCACAAGGUGGUGAUUUUUCAAAAGGCAAUGGUACUGGUGGAGAAAGUAUAUACGGAGGAAAGUUUGCAGAUGAAAACUUCAAACUGGACCACUCUGAGGCUGGUCUUCUCUCCAUGGCAAAUAGUGGCCCAAACACAAACGGUUCACAGUUCUUUAUACUAUUUAAACGACAACCUCAUCUUGAUGGGAAGCAUGUAGUUUUUGGAAAGGUUGUGAAAGGAAUGGAUAUUUUGAGGAAAAUGGAACAGGUCGGAACGUCUGAUGGGAAAUCAUCUGCGCUCGUGAAAAUUAUUGAUUGUGGUGAGGUCUUAGAGAGUAAGGUUCAUGACAAAACUGGUGAAGAUAAAGCUAAAAAGAAGAGACCAGCAAAAGAGCUUUUGUCUUCUGAUGACUCUGAUAAUCCUAGAAAAAGAAAACCCAAGACAUCUGCCAGAGAUAUAAAAAAGAGAAGAAAGAGAUACUCUUCAUCUGAUUCAGAUAGCUCUGACAGAGAUUCUGAUACCCAUUCUUCAGAAACUGAUUCCUAUUCGGAAUCUUCUGGAUCACAGUCUUCAAGCUCUUCCAGUUAUGGAAGGCACAGGAAAAGACGGAGUUUAACAAAAAAAGGACGGAGUCUACAUAAGAAGAAAGGGAGGAGUGUUAAAAAAAAGAACCUCCGUCAGAAAAGAUUGAAGCGUAAUAAAAACCGCAGUUCUGAGAGUUCAAGCAGUACAGAUUCUCAGAGUACCAGCACCUCUUACAGCAAGUCUGAUGAUGAAAUUGCCGAUAGGCGUGCUCCCAUUGCACAUAAAGAUUUAAAGAAGUCACACACAGGUGAAAAAACUGGGAGAGAACUGGAAAAAGAGAAGCAAAAAGUGGGAAAUCCUCUGGUAGAUGCUGAAUUAUCUCAGAAGAAUGAUAAGCUUGUAAGUAAUGGUCAUGGAAGAGAAGACAGCCGUGAUAGAGCUGUUGUAGGCAAUGCUCAUUCUAAUCAUCAUUUGGAUAAGUCCAGGAGUGCUUCUUCACCAAGUGCUGAAGGUAAGCUAAGAAUAAGACAACGCAGCCCAACCCCAAGUCCUAAAGGAAGCCCCAAGCUGCAACAGGAUGGCGAAAGCACUAAAAUUUCUGUGCAAACAAAAGAGGAGACUAUGAGGCUAAAAAGUCCUGAUAAACCUGUCCAUGAUAAAUCUCCUGAUGGACAUCCCAAGCGUAUCAGGAAAGGGCGUGGCUUUACUAAAGAAUAUUCUUUUGUUAGACGCUACCGUACUCCCUCUCCAGAACGCCCACCGUAUAGGCCCCAUUACGGGGGGAGGAAUGUUCAGCAAAGAAAUCCUGAUAGGUAUUCAAACUACAGAAGCUAUCGUUCUCCACCAAGACGGUAUGGAGGGUCUCCAAGAGGCAGGAGCCCAUCCAGCUAUAACCGCCGAUACAGGAGCAGGAGUGGUUCUCGCAGCCCUAAGAAUACCGACUUGGCCGAGAAGCAGCACAACAGGAGGAGGACCCCUUUACGCAGUCGUAGCCCUGUGGUUAGACGGCCAUCAAUCAGGGAUGGAUUAAAAUCUCGUCUGGGGCCUCGUGUGGAUGAUCAGAAACCUUCAAGUAGAGGAAGGUCCAAUUCAAGGUCUCGAAGCCGUUCAAGUUCACCAGAUACUGCUCCCAGGAAGCAAUCGAGGAGUGAUGUAAUAGCUGCAUCACAUCGUGAUUCCAAAGCAACCGGCUCCUUGGAUGGUAAGAGGGCUUUGGUUUCCUACGAUGACAUCAGUCCUGGAAAUGGGACUGAAUAGGUUUCAAAGCCACAGCUAAUCGUGUUUAUGCUCUUUUGUACUGAAUCACUGUUCACUUUUGCAUUUCUUUAGUUUGAUCAACGGGGUGGGUGGGGGAUAUAAUUUAUGGUCGUUAAUGGUUUGUGAUGACACAGAUUUACCUCCAGAGUUGUUAUCCCACAUAUAUGGAAUAUUUUCAACAUAAACUAUUUUUCUUAGGAAUAACUCAGCAAGAGCAUUUGUGUUUGAGAA